Molecule: messenger RNA, 1104 nt
Organism: Linnemannia hyalina
Lineage: Eukaryota; Fungi; Mortierellomycota; Mortierellomycetes; Mortierellales; Mortierellaceae
Source: the annotation of a GenBank genome assembly
AUGCCUACCGUUCCGUCCGGAAUAGGAUGUGUUACCAGCGCCAAUGUCACUACCUAUACCAAGUAUACCUGGGCUCUGAUCGCGCCUCGUGACGAUCUCUUUGACAUCCUUUUCAUGGAAGGUGAGGUCAGCGUUACAUUCAAGGAUUGCGAGCCCUUGGAGUAUGACGACCAAGAUGAUGUCGCGGGGUCAGUCCAUGCGCGAUUCGCUUCUGUUGACGAUGACCAAGAUUUCACCGAUUCCAUGAUCCGCUGGGCCUAUGUCGAGCUCGCCGAAGGCACUUUCCGAUCUAUGCAGUACAUUACGGGAUGGAAGGAUUACCCCAGUUAUGUCAGCAAGGCGCUCAUGGAUUUUUGUCGCAUUGCCUCCGCGUCGUCCUACCUCAAGGCCUCAGUCUAUGACAAGCGUCCGUCCUUCGUGCGGCAGUACCAAGUCCCCAAAUAUACUACUUCUCCGACGUCGAGCCUCUCCUUUGACUCAUUGAUGGAUUCGAUCGGCAAGUUUGCCGAUACCUGGGAAAAGCUUGCCAAGGCGAUCGGAUCCAGCUCCGUCACGACUAUCCAACGCCGCGUUUGUCUUGGCUUUGAUGCCCUCGAUUACAAGGCGUCGACAGGUGUGAUGCAAGGUGUCGCGUCCAAGGACAUGGGUCCCCUUGUCGAAGACGUUGUCGAUUUCGAAGACCUCCCCCGCCGAGAAGACAUCCGGCAGCUCAUGUCCGGCGUCAAGUACUCAACCAAUUUCACCUGGAUGAUCGAAUCGAUGACAUAUACCAACCCCGACGGCGAGCAGCCUUACUUCUUCUUUGCAAAGUACGGAGAUGCGUUGACGGACACGGUGGAUGUGGUCUACAGUUCGAUCAAGAGUAAGUUUGUCGUCGCCAAGGACAUGUUGAUUGUCCAUCGCCAGGAGACUUCGUUCUUUGGGUUGGACAGGAGUGACGAGAUGUCGAUUGAGUACGUGCCGCAUACAUUGACACUGAAUGAUACGUUGAUUCUGGACAUGUUCUGGGAGAUGAUUGCGUUCCACCAGUUGGCGAUUAGUCUCGGAGGCCAGCCGCCCAAGUACCCGGAUCUGAGCGGUCUUUGCGAUCGGUCCAUUCCUUGA